AUGUUAAAAUACCUGAGUUUGGUUUUACUCGCAGUUCAAACGACACUUGUGAUCAUGAUGGUACGUUAUGUUAGGACUCAGAAAGGUGACAUGUUCGUUGCAUCCACAGCUGUUAUAAUUUGCGAAGCGUUCAAAAUGUUGGCCUCAUUAGCCAUCAUUCUCUACCAAGAAAGGAGUAUACAUAAAUUGGUUCAGCAUUUAAUGAAACAUAUAAUUGACCAGCCUGUAGACUGCAUACGUAUGUCCAUUCCAGCCAUUAUAUACGUCUUCCAAAACAAUCUGUUCUAUGUUGCCGUUUCAAAUCUUGAUGCAGCCACAUGUCAGGUAACAUAUCAAUUGAAGAUUUUUACCACAGCGGUUUGUUCUGUCAUUAUGUUGAAGACGAAGAUUUCAAGGCUUCAAUGGAUAUCCUUGUGUAUUCUAUUUGUAGGCGUUUCAGUUGUACUUUUACCAUCAACAGAAUCUACAAAGGGAGAAACACUUGAUGUCGACAAAAAUCGAGUUGUUGGUAUAAUCUGUGUCGUUAUAUCAUGCUGUCUUUCUGGAUUCUCGGGUGUUUACUUUGAAAAGAUUUUGAAGGGAACCAAAGGGUCGAUUUGGUUGAGAAAUGUACAACUUGGGAUGUUUGGUAUAGCAAUAGGAUUCAUUACAAUGGGCAUCAGGGAUGGUAUCAAAGUCAUCGAGAAAGGAUUUUUUCAUGGCUACUAUAGUGCUGUGUGGUUUGUUAUAUUUUUACAAUCGUUUGGUGGGUUAUGUACUGCAGUCGUUGUAAAAUAUGCAAACAAUAUAUUGAAAGGCUUUUCAACUUCCGGUGCUAUUGUUUUAUCUUGUAUUAUUUCAGUAUAUCUCUUUGAUUUUAAACUGACAAUAGAAUUCACUUUCGGGGCUUUGCUUGUUGUAUUAUCUGUGUUCAUGUAUAGUAAAUUUCCCAUGAAUUAA
Messenger RNA from Mytilus californianus (California mussel), 939 nucleotides. Its product is annotated as UDP-galactose translocator-like. Bases 1 to 939 code for a protein of 312 amino acids. Gene Ontology annotation, biological process: pyrimidine nucleotide-sugar transmembrane transport. The transcript is spliced from 2 exons. Gene Ontology annotation, cellular component: Golgi membrane. Gene Ontology annotation, molecular function: UDP-galactose transmembrane transporter activity. NCBI's taxonomy places the organism in Eukaryota, Metazoa, Mollusca, Bivalvia, Mytilida, Mytilidae. The record is from RefSeq and is a predicted model, not a curated record.